AUGAGCUCUCACGAUGCAUAUUCUUCUGAAGAAGAGGAUGAAUUUGAUAGAAAUUCAAAAUCCAAUGUUUUAAUAGGAUUGGUUGACGUUAAAAUAGAUGGAAACGAAGAUGAGCCAACCUUUGAAGAUACAAUUCUUGGAGGGCAGCCGGUUUGGUUGCAUUCCAAUUCACGUCCCAAGGACGAAUUAUUGACAUGUGGUAAUUGUGGAAAAAUGAUGGCCAUGUUGUUGCAAGCUUUUUCUCCGUUCGACGAUGAGUUGUACGAUAGAGUAAUUUACAUCUUUGCAUGUCCUGACACAAGAACAUGCUCUAAGAAAGCCAAUAGCGUGAAGGCUAUUAGGGGUAUAUGUAAAGACCCAAGUAAAAUCAGUCAGUUACAAAAAGAGGAGGAAACUGCAUUAAAAAAGUCAUUAGACGAAAAGUUGAAGUUAGAAGAGAAGAAAAAAAUACAAUUUGAAGCUACCAAAGACUUAUUCGGGAAAGGGAAUCAAGCUAGCAAUCCAUUUAGUGCUAGUGACAAUCCGUUCAGUCAAGGUGAAAACCCAUUUGAGAGGAAGGCAGAGAAUCCAUUUACAGCCAAAGCAAUUCCUGAUCCAUCUGGAAGUUCCCCAAAGACAGAAAAGGAAUCGUAUGCUGAUGCUGCCAAGAAGAACCAGGUAGCUUCCACAGCAGUUCGAACCACAAGAGCCGACAGCAUCGAGUUACCAGAGUACACCAGUUACUUUUUAUAUGUUCAGGGUGAAAAGUAUAAGAAAUUCACCGAUCCUGACCUUGAAAAAUAUAAGCAUUUAACAGAAAUGGAUGUUGAUUCCGGUAGUGGGUCGGGAAGUAGCAAAGGGGGAAAAGGAGGCUCAGAUUCGUCUGCUCAGCUUGACCCUGGAGCCGCCAAGAUCUCCAAUAUGUUGGACGACACAGUAUUCGAAGCAUUCACCAACAAGGUUAAACAUAAUCCAUCACAGGUACUUAGGUACGAGCUUGGAGGUAAACCAUUACUCUACACUGGAAGAGACUCCACAGCAGCCAAGUUUCUUGGUAAAGAGAUCACCAUACCUAAACCUGGAUACAAUCCGUCAUCUUCGAGACAAUUCGAACUUCAGCUCAUGCCCAAGGCUAUUAUGGACUUAGAGAGCGAUAUCAUCAAAAAGGAUAUACUAGAAGGAAUGGAAUGGGGAACUAUAAUAGUUGCAACAGACGUUGAAGACUACAUUCCUGAAUUGGAUGAGAAUUAUGUUGGAUACGUAGAAGAAUGGUGUGGGGUACAAUGGGAAGAACUGGUUUAA
This is a messenger RNA of Dujonia railenensis, 1281 nucleotides long. Lineage: Eukaryota; Fungi; Ascomycota; Pichiomycetes; Serinales; Debaryomycetaceae. The record is from the annotation of a GenBank genome assembly.